Messenger RNA from Trachymyrmex septentrionalis, 1438 nucleotides. RefSeq names its product probable maleylacetoacetate isomerase 2. The record is from RefSeq and is a predicted model, not a curated record. Gene Ontology annotation, biological process: glutathione metabolic process; L-phenylalanine catabolic process. Gene Ontology annotation, molecular function: glutathione transferase activity; maleylacetoacetate isomerase activity. Bases 205 to 861 code for a protein of 218 amino acids. The transcript has 5 exons. Gene Ontology annotation, cellular component: mitochondrion; cytoplasm. NCBI's taxonomy places the organism in Eukaryota, Metazoa, Arthropoda, Insecta, Hymenoptera, Formicidae.
AGGACCGGUGGACGGAACGGCGGAGUGUGAAGAGAGUUGGAGAAAAGAAACGGCAAUCUCGAGAAUAAAAGGGAAGAGUUUCGCGCAUUCUCUGCGAUUCUAAAUUACUUCUGACAGAUUCGGUGGCACAAUAUCAGAGUAAUCGAUCGAAUAAUCGAGUCAGGCGAAAAGCGGUGGAAGGUGAGCGCUGUCCGCGAGAGGCCGAUGAUGUCCGCGAUGGGUAAGCCGGUGCUUUAUUCCUAUUGGCGAAGUUCCUGCUCCUGGAGGGUAAGAAUUGCAUUGAACCUAAAGGAGAUACCAUAUGAUAUAAAGCCUGUUAGUUUGGUGAAGAGUGGUGGAGAACAACAUUCCAAUGAAUUCCGCGAGAUUAAUCCAAUGGAACAAGUCCCUGCGCUACAUAUUGACAAUCAUACUUUGAUAGAGUCUUUGAAUAUCUUACAAUAUUUGGAAGAAACUAGGCCAAAUCGUCCAUUGAUGCCGGCGGAUCCUGUCAAAAGAGCUAGAGUGAGAGAGAUUUGCGAAGUAAUUGCCAGUGGUAUACAACCAUUGCAAAAUCUUGUUGUUCUGAUCUAUGUUGGAGAAGAACGUAAGAAGGAAUGGGCGCAGCAUUGGAUUACUAGAGGAUUUACAGCUGUGGAGAAGUUGUUAUCGUCGAGCGCGGGCAAGUACUGUGUCGGCGAUGAGAUUACAUUAGCGGAUUGUUGCUUGGUACCACAGAUAUUCAACGCACGAAGAUUUCACGUUGAUCUCAGACCCUUCCCUACGAUUCUGAGGGUAGACCGUCAUUUGGAACACCAUCCGGCCUUCACUGCGGCUCACCCCAACAAUCAGCCCGAUUGUCCGCCCGAAGCGACCAAGUAGCAAGCGAGGCAGACCACCCUUUUCCUCUUCUAAUUUUUUAGGGGUGGAAAGAGGUGGUCCAUCGUGUGGUGUCAUAGUGAUAAAAGGUGAACAUGAGUUUAAUUGCAUUUGUUCGCAUUUCUAAUGUGUUUGAAUGGUAACAAAAAGUUUUGUUUCUAUAACGUAACUAAAAAUGUAAUCUAGAAGAAAAUUGAUAUUUAUUAAUUAAAUAAUAUUAAGUAGUCCAACCUUCUGCCAUUAUCAUGAAAAGCGACUGAAUGUAUUUUUAAUUACACGAAUGGGUCCAAUCAUUGGAAUAAUGAAUAUACAAGAAGUUAAUUUUUACUUAUAUACUUUUAGCGAAGAAAUUGCAUUAUCUUGAUAACAGUAUUUGUAUACAGAUUGGUACAGAUUCACCUUUUAUCAUUUAUGAACUGCAUAUUAGCAUUGAAAUGGUUAGCGGCGUCACGAAAGCGAAUAUAUCGGGCAAAUAUAUUGAUCUUGAUUUGAAUAUCCUGUUAUAAUGCACAAUGCCGCUUAUUUUAGAACAAAGAUCCUUAAGCCAUUUCUGUAGUCAAGAGCAAAGGAAAAUAUGUAU